Pelodiscus sinensis (Chinese soft-shelled turtle) is the source of this 4494-nucleotide messenger RNA. Lineage: Eukaryota; Metazoa; Chordata; Testudines; Trionychidae. The record is from RefSeq and is a predicted model, not a curated record.
CCUUCCAGCUGGUGAAUCACUACUAGAAAGUGCAGGUACAGGGAGGCAGGCAAACCAGCAUGUCCAGUCCCUUGUGGCCUAUGGGAUAAAAACCAAAGGCUAGCAAAUGGAACGAGCUAAAGGCCAAGGAGCUCCCUGGAACAAGAAGGACUGUGAAGGGAUCUUGAGACAUGCUCCAGAGACAGCUCGUCCUUACUGGAGAAAGCUGGGUGGGAAUGACUCAAACCAAUGAGAAUAGAACGCAUGGGAAUGAGGAAGAGCAGUCUACAAACCAGUGCACAAGUGUCUACACUGUGAUGUCAUAGCCUGCAGCAGGGUCAGCUGUCGUGAACUGGCCUUGGUGUUCAUUACAGUGUGGACAUGUGCUGAGAGCGAGUGGCAGCAGCACUGGCUGGGUCUGGCCAGCCUGGGGCCGAAGAAAAGAUCACCAGCGAGGGGGCAGGAGGUGAAGUUCCCUGCAGCACCGUGCCCAGGCAGGAGGGGGAUCCCUAGAGGCGAAGAUGUUCUCAUACAGACCCGUAGCACCAGAGCUCUGGAAAUCCGCGGGUACAUGAGGGAUCAAACGCUCCACGGACACUACGCAGACUGAGCCGGCCAGGAGAAGGGGAAAGAUGCCGAUCCCUCCCCCCCCUCCACCGCCUCCCGGCCCCCCUCCACCACCAACUUUUAAUCAGGCCAACAUUGAGCCCCCCAAGCUGAACCGAGACGAGCAGCGAGGCCGAGGCGCCCUGCUCCAAGACAUCUGCAAAGGGACCAGACUGAAAAAGGUGACGCAGAUCAAUGACCGGAGCGCGCCCGUCCUGGAGAAACCCAAGGGAGGUGGUGGCAGCAGGUCCCGGUCAGCAGCGCUCCAAAGCUCAGACCUGUGGGAGCAAAGGAAAACUCAGCCGGGCGUCCACAAUGGCCCUUGCAGCCCCCCCAACGAGCUGGCGCCGGAGCUGCCUCAGAGACACAACUCUUUGCAUAGGAAGACCCCAGGCCCUGUGAGGGGCCUGGCCCCUCCUCCACCCUCUUCAGCCUCCCCGUCGCUCCAGAGCAAUCGGCCCCCUCCACCGGCCCGGGACCCUCCUAGCAGGGGAGCAGGUAAGAAGCCCUGCAACGCCCCCUCGCCGCCUCCGCCUCCACCAGUGAGAAAUGGGCACAGAGAUUCCAUCGCCACCGUGCGAUCUUUCUUGGAUGACUUUGAGUCCAAAUAUUCGUUUCACCCCGUCGAAGACUUCCCCGCUCCAGAGGAGUAUAAACACUUCCAGAGAAUCUACCCCAGCAAAACGAACCGAGCGACCCGGGGGGCCCCGCCGCUGCCUCCCAUCCCCAGGUGAAGUCCAGCUGCACAGUCUGGUUGUUCCUUGGUGAGGAGAUGGACCUUCUCUCCUUCCCUUGAAUGGACUUUCCCCGGCCUCCCUGCCCCUAGGUACCUGCAUGAGCCGCUCCCAGUGUUUUGUUUUGUUUUUUCCAACUGUUGCAAGGAACAAACAAACCCGGAUGAAUCCACUCGCACCUCCAUCUAUGCAUUUCAUACCUGGACACAGUGACUUGGCAGCAGGCACCUGGGUGAGUCCCUUCCUCCGCUUCUUAGCUGCAGAUCCGCAGGCCGGGCCGGAAGGAGGCUUCCUGCUCCUCUCUGAAGAUCUGGGCAAAAAGACUCUUCUGGUCCAUAAAGUUAAUAUAACGUAGGGCGACCUCUAAGUAAAGCAGACUAGCGUGUGACGGCUUUGGGGCCAGACCCCAGCGUGGUGCCCCAUGCUAGGGCAGGGCGAGGGGGGUCAGAGCUGGAGAAAGAAGUGCAGGGAAAGGGGCAGGGUUUUAAAUCGAAAUGUCUUGAACACUAUUGGCUGUGAACACGAUACACUGAUCAGGUCGGCUAACACGGCAGGGUGAGUAAUGUUCUUUUCCCAAACACUGCUCUUACCAUCCCCCCGGGGGUACAGCGAAGGGGACCAUCCUGUCCCACAGGAACUCAGACCCCUGGGCAGAGCAAAUCCUAGCCCAAGGUGUGCCGGAAGAGCCAUUCCAGCAGGGAUUGAACUGUGGCUGUAACGGGGAGGCUGCAGCAGCUGUGUGGGUGGGAGCUGAAAGUUUUCUUUGCCGUUCCAGGGCCGUGUUCUGCCUACGGUUGCUGUGCAUGGCUGCACAGCUCUUCCUCAGUACAUCAUUGUAACAAAUAGAGCGCUGCUAGCUCCCCCACCCCCCCAGCGGAGAAUUUGACUAGACUAAUCAUUCCUGGAUUUUUAACUUGGUCACAGCAGCUGCAAGUGUCUCCGGCUCACCCCCUGGUUAGGAGAUGGAUGGUAGCUAGUGGCCCAUGGUGCGCCAGCUUGCCGUAUUGGGAAUGGUCAACUUAAUCACGCUGAUGGGAUCCUGUGAAACACUGCCCCCCUCCCAGCGGGUGGCACAGCCCUUCCUGGCCUGCUGGGCGCUCUCGUUUUAAUGCUAAAUGACCAAAUUCAUAAUUUUAACAGGAAGAAGAUAAUUGUUAUAAUGUUAAUAAGCAAAAAAAAUAUGGACACCCUGGUAAAUAGGUUUUAAUCGGUGGGGGUGGAGGGAGAUUGGGGUCCUCGUGUUCUGUGGGUUGUGUGGUUAGAGGGGAUGUUUUCACACUAUUUCUCACGAGGAGAUUGCCUCGUUUGGCCAGACUAGCUAACGACUGUUCAUCUUCCACGGAAGGAUUUCUAAUAAUAAUCAUCCAGUAUCUAGCUGCUGUUUUUGCCUUAUACACUACUCUGUCCUGUUGGUACCAGAUUGAUGAUUCUGUAUAUUGACUCUCUAACCUGGAGGGGGGUUACAUUAAUCAUAGUUACUGAUCUAUUUUGUAUGUUGUAAAAAGCUUGUAAUAUAGGAUAAAGGUGGGCCUGUUGCAAGUAUACUAAAAUCCUCACCUUUAAACUGCUCUUUUUCUAUGAUGAUGGAAAUGUAUCCUUUUUACGUUAGAACUAGGCAGCACUCAUGUUGAGGACCGCUGCCCAGUUAAAGGAAAUUUGGGGAAAGGGGUUGGGGUGUGGUUUUGUUUUUUGUUCUGGAGGGAAAAAUAUCUGCCCAGCUUAGCUGGCGGGAAGAGAAGUUAAUGCACUGUGCAUUUUUGUUUAAAUAAAUUUUUUUUUUUAAAGGAGGAAAAAAAAAAGCCUUUCCCUGUAACAUUUGCUCCCUGUAAGUCUUGUUUUGGAAGCAGAGGGGGUUCUUUUCAAGGGAAAAAAUAAAAACCAAUAAGCUUGAAAUUGCAUUUAAAUAAAAACAAUAAAGAUGCCCCCGUCUGUUCAGAUUGCUACUUCUGGGCCAAAGCACUUUGCUGUUAGGUGUUUCCGAUGUUGCUGCGUGGCGUUGUACUUCCAUUGCUCCUCUGAGACCCUCCUGCGUUUCCUGCAUCGCCCUGCUGUGCUGUCUGUCCAUCUUGGCCCUCAUCAGCCCUUUUCUCCCCACUGACGGAACCAGCUUCGUAGCGGUUCGGGGAGUAGCUGACAGUUCUGCCCAACUGGUCUGUGACUCAGCCAAGGGUGCUGCUCUUGGCAGCUCACUGGGAGCCCGGAAGGGAGGCAUGGAAUUGCUAGGGUGGAGGAGAGAGGCAGAAGGAAGUGCAGAGGAUGUCGUCGUAUGCCAACGUGAUGCUUCCUCAACUAGCCUGACCCACUUCACACCAGAAAAGACUGGUGACAAGAAUUGGACCAAAACUUUGCUUAGCAUGACGUGGGGUUUGCUUGAUUUUCCCGAUCGCUUGAAAUGGAGCCCUUGAGCCUGGGGGCUUCUCUAAUAAUAGACUCUGCAACAAAGAGGAGGGGAGUCUGCCCCUCAAGAGGCGCACGAUCGCUUUGGAUUCCCCAGCCAGCAAGACUGUGCUGUGUCCUCUUUGGCAUCCGCUGGGAACAGAAUUCCAAACAGUCCUGUUUCUUGGAGUCUUGCGCUGCCCCGGGAGCAGCUCCGAAGGGCUGCAGGAGGGAGGGGCUCGCUGAGGCUGCCGAAAGACACCCACCCGCUGGACGUAAACAAAAGGAAAAACUUUCUCCGUUCAUGCUCACAGUGCCUUAUCUGUGUCCAAAGCAUUGCGGACUCCUCUCCAUGUGUUUUGUGGAGUGAAGCAACUCGGCGUGCAUCUUCCCACCUCUGCUGUUUGCUUUUCCUUCCAUGGGCCUAUUUCCAAUCCCCACUUCUUCUUGACGGCAGCACCCUGAGCAGAAAGCUUCCAGUUUCUUGUCUCUUUCAUUGCAGCCACUCCUCAGCAUGGAAAAGCCCGAGUAUCCGAUGGCCCAUUUGGAGAAAUGCACCUGGCCUGACCUGUGGAGGCCGCAUGGUUGCUGGAUUUGUAUAAUUUAUUGUGUGAUUUGGGGUUGGUUUUUUUUUUCUGGUUACAUUUUGCUUCAAGAUUGUAGCCAUCUCUCAAGGUGCGACUUCUCCCUGAGCGGAUGAGCACUGUAGCUCGGACGUGGGCUGCCUCCUGUAUGCUGCUUCCCGUCUCUCCUACAUGCAAUUCUUUAAAACCUCACUAUUAAAACAGUAAUCCCCGUG